AGCCUCCUGGUGCCGAUGGGCGAGCAAGAGGCGGGCGAGAAGCCCGGCCCCGGCGCGCCCGGCCCCCCGGACGGGGUGGCCAGCGAAGAGCGCCCCCACGCCGGGGCCGGGCGGCGACGGCGAGGAGCCGUGCGCGCCCUAAGCAGGCUGGCGCGGCGCCUCUUGCAAACUUUGCGCGGCGCCCGGCGGCAGCAGCAGCAGCAGGCGCGGCGGCGAGAAGGCGCCGAGCCCGAGGACGACGAGGGCGGCUUCAAGCGCCCGCCCGGGCCCGAGCGCGAGAGAGGCCAAGCCAGUGGCGGCGGCGGUGGUAGCGGCGGCAGCGCCCGGCUGUCGUGGGGCGCACAGAGUGCCCUGCCGGCGGCCGUUCCCGGGGACCCUCGGCCGCUCACGCCGGGCGCGCAGGGGCUGAAGAACCACGGCAACACGUGCUUCCUGAACGCCGUGGUGCAGUGCCUGAGCCACACCGAGUUGCUGGCCGCCUUCCUCCUGCUGGCGCUGCCCGACCAGCAAGGGCCAGCCGGACCUGGAGCCGCCUCCGGGGAAGUCACCCAGCACUUGGCGGCGCUCGUACGCGCGCUCUGGACCCUGGAGUAUACGCCGCAGCUCUCCGCGGACUUCAAGAAUGUCGUAUCUAAGUAUGGUGCACAGUUCCGCGGAAACUCACAGCACGACGCCCUGGAGUUCUUACUGUGGCUGCUGGAUCGUAUGCAUGAAGACUUGUGUUCGGUGUCUCUUAAUCAAAAACUCAAGGUGUCUGGAAAGCUUCCAUCUGGGCAGGAAGAGGGCUCCGCCAAUGUGAGUGCUCAGCCAACCGCCCAGCCGCUAAAGGGCCAGAGCUUUGUGCAGAACCACUUCCAGGCACAAUACAGGUCCUCCUUGACUUGCCCUCACUGCCUAAAGCAGAGCAACACCUUUGAUCCCUUCCUGUGCAUCUCAUUGCCCAUCCCUUUGCGCCAGACCAGGCCUUUGAACGUCACCCUUGUCUUCCAAUCCAAGAGCCAGCGAUUUGUGCGUGUGGGCCUGGCUGUGCCUCUCCUCAGCACCGUGGCGAAGCUGAGGGAAAUGGUGGCAGAGGAAGGCAAGAUUUCACCUGACCAGGUGAUCCUGGCUGAGCUGGGCCAGUCAGGGUUCCGGUGCUCCUUCUCGGACGACGAGGACCUGAACACCAUCGCAGAGGGUGACAACGUCUACGCUUUCCAGGCUCCUCUCUCCUUCAGCAGGGCCAGCUCUUCCCGCCUCUCAGGUUGUCCCCACAGCCUCCCAUCCUCUCCCAACUCUUCUGAGCCCGAAGGCCAGCGCUUGGCUCAUAAUGGGGCCAUUUCAUCGGAGUUCCUGCACCAUGGUGGAGGGGGCAGGAUCCUGCUCCUUGUCUGUAAUGUGGCUGGGGCAGGGCAGCAGGCCGUGCGCAAUUCUCUAAUGUGUUUUUCAGGUUUGGCCCCUCCUUUACUGAUGCGGGAAGACAGAGCCAUGUUGUGGGAUCAGCUGCAGCAGUGCAUCCUGGGCAAAAUGCGCUAUUUGAUGAGAAGGGAGGCCCAAGUACAGGCUACUCCGAGCCUGUUCCAGGUGCGAGUGGUUGGUGGUUCUGCGCUUUGCAGCUACCUCUCUCCCCAGGACAGCUGGCCUCUCUAUCAUCCAGCGGUGGACAGAGCGCUUCAGUUUGGUGGUCCUGGUGGUCCUGCACAUGUGAAGCUGGUGAUCGAGUGGGAUGUGAGCACCAAGGAAUGCUUGUUUGGCAACAUCCAGGAAGAAGUGGUUGAGGAUGCAGAAAGCGUGAGGCUGAAGCAGCAGCUCCACCAGCAGCAGCAUAGUUGCACCCUGGACGAAUGCUUCCAGCUCUACACCAAGGAGGAACAGCUGGCCCCUGACGAUGCCUGGCGCUGCCCUCACUGCCAGGUGCUCCAGCAGGGCAUGGUGAAGCUCAGCCUAUGGACGCUGCCCGAUAUCCUCAUCAUUCACCUGAAGCGCUUCCGGCAGGUGGGCGAGCAGCGCCACAAGCUCUCCACGCUGGUGCACUUCCCCCUCCGCGGGCUUGACAUGGCUCCCCACGUGGCCAAGCGCAACCGCGGCAGCAAGUGGGGCCCCUGGAAACACCCCGUGCUGGAAAGCGGCCAGUGCAACUUCCUCUACGACCUGUAUGCCGUCUGCAAUCACCACGGCAGCAUGCAGGGCGGGCAUUACACAGCCUACUGUCGCAACACCUUGGAUGGUCAUUGGUAUAGCUAUGAUGACAGCACUGUAGAACCUGUCUUGGAGGAUGAAGUCAGCACUCGUGGUGCUUACAUCCUCUUCUACCAGAGACGCUGUGUGGUUCCAAGCUGGUCUGGUGGAAGCUCUGUUAGAGGUUCCACCAGUUCCUCUGUCUCGGAACACUGGCUGGCACGCCUCGGCGGAAACAGCAAGCGAGAGAGCCUGGUGUCCCGGAGCUCUGCUACCUGCCCAUCUCUGACAAAAAUGCCGGACUCACCUACCCUCACCAAUGCCAGCAGCUGCCCAGAGAAAGGUGGCUUUGAGUCACGACCCCUGGUGCGUGGUGUUCAAGGCAGAAGCAUCAGCCUGAAAGCUUCCCCCAGUAAGGCCAAACUGGGAGCCCCCAAGCCAGUGCCCUUGCGAUGGUCCUUCAUGUCCAAAGAAUGGCCAGCAGAGCCUUCUGGGGAACUCGUGGAAUACCUGGAGUCGGGCCGCAGACCGCGGUUCACGAAUGAGUCCAUUGUCCCCCUCAUGACCAAGGAAGGGGAGGACAGUGGGCCUUCGGUCGCCAAAGCAAAGCCCAAUCCUCUUAUCGCGGGCGUGGGCACCACAGAGAGCGCUGGCAAAGUGCCCACCAGCUUGGAGAACACAAGCAGCAUUAAAAGAGCUGGGAAGCCAAAGGAGGAUGUAGGUGAGCAGCCCCGGACUCCAAAGAAACUGGUGCUCUCUCUCAGCGCAGUACCUCCAAUGAAAGAUGAGGAGCCCAUGGGCAAAGUGAACAUCAAUGGGACCUUGCGCACUGGGACAAACCUUCCCCCAUCCAACUACCAGCCCAAGAGCAGAGGAGCUCAGGACCAAAAGCUCAUGCCCUGUGUUGGGGAGAGGGACACUGAGGGCGAGAAGCAGCCAGAGGGGAAGCUGGCUGUCUUCAGAGCUGGCUUCCUGCGGAGGGACCCCAAGAGACACAGUGAGUCUGAGAGACAUGGUGUUGCGCCACCAGCCAUGGCAUCCUCCCGGGCAUCUCUCUCCAAUGGUACAUUGAGUUCUAUCACGGGCAGCAGAGCAGUUGGCUCUGCCCUUGGCCGCGGCUGCACGGAGGGGCUGCCCAAUGGGCGGAUCUGCCGUUCUGAGUUGGACAUCAAACGUGCUCAAAGCUCCUGCAGCAGCAAGGGGAGGAGUGACUGGCUGCUGAGCAGGUCAACCUCCUUUGGCAAGGCAAAUAACAAUGUCUCCUUGCAGGGUUACACACCACCAAUAACUCUGGAGGGGGUUUCUUGUGGCACUUUCCAGCGGGCAAGAUACCACACAGCAUCUCUGGGCAGGAGACUAGCUGUACCCGAAUCCAGCUUCUGAACUAGCCCGUGAUUUCAUGUGGAAGUACUGAAAGAGUGCCAACCCUGGGUGCUCUGGAGGUGCCAGGGCCUUUGGAAAGAUCUGUAGAUUGCUGGAAAGUUUCGCUGGUGCUUGUUUCACAAGGAGUUUCUCAAGGGGUGCUGAGUGACACCACUGCCUUGCCUGGGAAGGAAGAUGCAACAGGGAUAUUGUGAACCAUGGGGCUAGAAGGGUGGGGGAGAGAGAGGGGGAUAGAUCAGAUGGGAGAAUCUUAGAGGUAAAAGUAUUUAUUCUAUACCGAGAGAUAGCUUUAAUGAUGCUAGUGAAAGGAUGUGCUGUUUUGUGACGGCAUUUAUUUUGGUACCAGGUAAUGGGGAAGAGAAAAAUAUGGGGAGAAUCUAAACAUUGCCCUAUGCAAUAAUACCAGCUUUUCUAUUUUCUGCAGGCCUUUGGGUUUUACAGAUCUAUUUGUUAUUAAAAAUGUCUCAAAUGCG
Messenger RNA from Lacerta agilis (Sand lizard), 4013 nucleotides. RefSeq names its product ubiquitin specific peptidase 43 (gene USP43). Bases 16 to 3540 code for a protein of 1174 amino acids. The transcript has 15 exons. Gene Ontology annotation, molecular function: cysteine-type deubiquitinase activity. Gene Ontology annotation, biological process: protein deubiquitination. The record is from RefSeq and is a predicted model, not a curated record. NCBI's taxonomy places the organism in Eukaryota, Metazoa, Chordata, Lepidosauria, Squamata, Lacertidae.